CUCAGAUAUUGUCUAUUCCUGCAAUACUGAACUGGGACUGGAACCGGGAACCAUUUUAUUAGUUUGUUAGCUUGUGGCUUGUGAUUUGAAGUAGGGUAUUGAAUGAAGUAUUUUAUACUGGUUAAUUUCCAGAUAAUGGAAUGAUUUCAUUGAAUACUCUGUAGAUUAAAUACUAGGCUAGGCGAUAUUACAAUUUAUUUUCAUUUCAAAUAGGUGAUUUGCAAUAAAUCAUGUCUGGAACAGAAGAAAAUUCUUCUAUCCUUGAUGAAAACGAAGAAACCAAGUCCCCUAAAGCCAGAUCAUCAAGAGGCACAGCAAAGAGGGGACGUUCAAGAAAAGGCAACAAUGUGAAGGAUAAGUUGGAUAAAGAAAGUGAAGAAGAAAAGGGCUUGAAUGAGAAUGAACUAGAAAUGGGCAAUGGAGAGGAAAAUGCAAUAAAUGGUGGGCUGGAGAAGACAAGCAAUGAAAAUGUUACAAAUGAUGUAAACAAAGAAACGGAUAAAAAAAGUCCUGCAAAUUUGUCUACCGGUGAUGUGGAUGUGCCAGAGCUGGAUGAGGCUCCACCACCCACCAUUACACCAACACAUGCUCCUCGUCCUCUGAAGCUGCGGACCAGCCUCUCCACGGGUGAUGGGGAAGACACUGACGAGAAAAAGGAAGAGGACGUGGAGAAGAUGGAGGACGAUAAUCAGCUACCGGAGGAGUUCACAGUAGUGGAGGAAGUGGAAAGUGAUGUUGACGAUGUUCAAGAGGUUCCUGUAGAGAAAAUGGAAGUGGAGUCAGUCCAUAACAGCAAGACUUCACCCCAAGGACAAACUCUUGAGGGCAUGACUGUAAUAGAUGAGGUAAUUGAUGAAUCUGAGAAGAAGGAUUCACUGGACGAUUCCAAACAGAACAUGGAACCAGACACGGAAAUGGUGUCUGAAGACGAGCUGCCAGCAGAAGUGAACAAGGAGCCAUUAGAAACUGAGGCUGUGUCAGAUGAGGAGCUACCAACCAGUGGAGACCUGCCUGAGACUGAAGCUGUGUCUGAGGAUGAACUGCCUCCUGAGGGCACUGAUAAGAAAAAGAAACGCAGAAAAACAACACCUUCCAAGAGUAAAACAGAGGGAGAUGACAAGAAUGAGGGUGGUGAGGGAAGUGCCACCAAGAAGGAGUCAUCUAAGAGGAAAUUGGCUGACGGAGAGUACGACCCCAGCUCCCCUACGUCUGAGGCUAGUGACGACUCUCCGGCCGCCAAGAAAGCUGCUACUGAUGGGAAGUCUGUUACCAAGCCACCUACAAAGGUGAACAAAGUACUCCCAGAGUUGGAGAAAUAUUGGAAAGCUGUCAAAGAGGAUCCUACCGAUUUCACCGGUUGGACAUACCUGCUUCAGUAUGUUGAUCAGGAGAACGAUGUGGAAGCGGCACGUGAGGCAUAUGAUGCAUUCUUAUCUCACUACCCAUAUUGCUAUGGAUACUGGAGGAAAUACGCUGACUACGAGAAGCGUAAAGGCAACAAAACCAAGUGCGAGGAGGUAUAUGAAAGGGGGUUGAAGGCCAUACCGUUCAGUGUAGACCUAUGGAUCCACUACCUCAACUACUGCAAGACAACAUUUGCUGAUGACGAGGAAAUGUUGCGAAGCACUUUUGAGAAGGCACUGGAGACUUGUGGCCUAGAGUUCAGAUCGGACCGGCUCUGGGAUGCCUACUUGAAAUGGGAAACAGAUAACAAGAAUCUGCAGAACAUCACAAAGAUCUAUGACAGAGUGCUGGCCACUGCGACACAGGGAUUCCAGACUCACUUUGAUGGGUUCUGUGCCCACAUCAACAAUAACCCUCCCAGCAAGGUGUUGACUGUGGACGAGUUUCUGACACUGAGGCAGGAGGUGUUGCAACAGUUGAGGCAAAGUGAUUCUGCACUGGGAGAGGCGGUGACUGCCCCGGGGGAUGACACAGAGGCACCCCCGGGCGAGGAGCCGGCUGAGGAAGCCGUUAUUGCUGUAGCAAGCCCUGAAGAGACUGCCAAAUUGAAAGAGAAAAUAGUCUCUAUUCGUUGGAAGACCCAUAUCACCACAAAGGAAGCUGUCCAAGCUCGGCAGACUUUUGAAGAAGGGAUCAAGAGACCAUACUUCCAUGUCAAGCCACUGGAGAGGUGUCAGUUGAAAAACUGGAAGGACUACUUAGAGUUUGAGAUUGCGCAGGGAGAUGCAAAGAGGAUCUCUGUUCUGUUUGAGCGGUGCCUCAUCGCGUGUGCACUGUAUGAGGACUUCUGGCUGCGUUAUUUGCGAUACCUAGAAGAGAAGGUAACUGAUAACACAGAGAUUAUUCGAGAUGUUUAUGAGCGUGCCUGCACCAUCCAUCACAAGAAGAAACCCAAUCUCCACUUGCACUGGGCUGUCUAUGAAGAGAUGCAAGGAAACUACGAGAAAGCUGGAGAGAUACUUACAGCUCUGGAGAAGGUGGUCCCCAACCUAAUUCAAGUGAUCUACCGCCGGAUUAACCUGGCUCGCAGGAGUGGUGACGUAGCUACAGCAGCUGAUCUCUAUGAACACUACAUUGACAAGGCGAAGAACAGGGUCAUCGCCAACAAUAUGACAAUCAAAUAUGCCCGAUUCUGCUGGAAGAUACUUAAUGACAUUGACCGAGCUGUUUCUAUUUUGAAAAAAGCACUUGAGAAGGAUAAGGAAAACCCACGACUGUAUCUGCAGCUGAUCGACAUGGCACUGCAAAGGACACCAGUGGAUGAGAGUGAGGUGAUAGGAGUCAUUGACAUUUACCUGGCACGGGAAAACGCUGAGCUGGAACAACGUGUCAUGUUCGCCCAGCGCAAAAUUGAGUUCCUUGAAGACUUUGGCUCCAAUGUCAAGAGUGUCCAGAAAGCGACAGAUGAAUUCCAAAAGUUACUUAAACAGCUUCAAGAGAAGAAAAAGAAAAGUGAUGACAACAAGAAACAAGAAGAACCGAAUUUGAAGAAAACUAAGUCGGAUCAGAAAGACAGUUCUGGACCUUCGUAUAAUGCUUCGCAAAUGUCCCAGCCCCCGGCCUCGACGGGACAGUACUCUGCACCCAACUACAAUCAAAGUGGAGGCUACAGUCAGCCUCCUGCCCAGGGUGGUUACAACCAGGGCUACAACCAGCAGCCCCCUUAUAACCAGCAGUACAACCAGCAGUAUAAUCAGAGUGAUCCCAACUAUAACAACUAUCAGAACUGGGGCUACUCACAAACCGGUUACGGUAACUACAACCAAGGCUGGGGUGGCUAUAACUACUACUAAACUGUACAUUCUUAACUUUCAACAUGGAUGUAUACAUUUUUGUGUAUAUAAAGAAUAAUGAUUUAUUUAAGUAUAGAAGUUAUCUAUUAAGUCUACUACUUGUGAUUAGUAGUUGUUAUAAUGUAGACAAAUUAAGAUAGAAAAAUAUGAAGAAAUGAAGGCAUAAAUUAUGUUCAUUUGUAUUAAAUUUGGUUCUUGACUUUAUAAUAAAUGUAAUGAAACCUAA
Homalodisca vitripennis (glassy-winged sharpshooter) is the source of this 3483-nucleotide messenger RNA. RefSeq names its product pre-mRNA-processing factor 39 (gene Prp39). The coding region runs from base 231 to 3257 and encodes 1008 amino acids. Gene Ontology annotation, molecular function: protein binding. Gene Ontology annotation, cellular component: U2-type prespliceosome; commitment complex; U1 snRNP. The record is from RefSeq and is a predicted model, not a curated record. The transcript has 19 exons. Lineage: Eukaryota; Metazoa; Arthropoda; Insecta; Hemiptera; Cicadellidae. Gene Ontology annotation, biological process: mRNA 5'-splice site recognition; RNA processing.